Messenger RNA from Alternaria incomplexa, 264 nucleotides. RefSeq lists its product as uncharacterized. Lineage: Eukaryota; Fungi; Ascomycota; Dothideomycetes; Pleosporales; Pleosporaceae. The record is from RefSeq and is a predicted model, not a curated record. The transcript is spliced from 3 exons. The coding region runs from base 1 to 264 and encodes 87 amino acids.
AUGUCGUCCCAGAACACAUCCAACUCCUCCGGCUCCGGCUCGGCUUCCUCUGGCAAUACCGGCAGCGGAGGCUACACCACAACCAGCUCCGGUACCAACAGCCAGGGAAACCACUAUUGCUCCCGCGACUAUGGCUCCAGCGCCUCGAACCCCAACUCUUACCACUACUCCAACACCGAUGGCUCGUACUACUACAGCAACCCCAACGGCUCGACCUACUACAACGAUGGUCAGGGCGGCGCGAGGUACAACUCCGGCAAAUAG